Angiostrongylus costaricensis is the source of this 984-nucleotide messenger RNA. NCBI's taxonomy places the organism in Eukaryota, Metazoa, Nematoda, Chromadorea, Rhabditida, Metastrongylidae. The record is from the annotation of a GenBank genome assembly.
GCAAAUGUACCGGAUCUUCGUGAUAAAUAUGUACUGCCUUCAAAUUUCGACUACAGAGUAUGGUUCCCUAUGCAUAUGUUUGUACAAAUGGAGAAAAUGGAGGGAAAACUACGCUCUGUAGAUCUUAUUGUUGAGGUUCAUGAUGCAAGGAUCCCAGUCAGCGGCAGAAAUCCCAAGUUUUUCAAGCAGUUCUGCUCAGUGCGACCACAUAUAUUGGUCAUGAAUAAAAUGGACCUUAUUAAUAUGAAGAAAUACAAACAGCCGAUUGAGGACUACUAUCGCCAUGAAGAGGGCAUCACAGACAUUAUUUGGACAGAUUGUAAGAGGCGCAUAGGUCGGGCAUUAUCAAACGUUCAACAGGCUGUUCUUGACGUUCUCGUUCGAAAUCCGCGUUUCAAUCGUUUUGUGAAGACCGAGUAUCAAGUUAUGGUUGUUGGAAUACCUAACGUUGGAAAAUCUUCACUGAUUAAUUCAUUACGCUCCCAUAAUCUUGGGAACAAAAAAAGUGCUGUUGCGGAAGGCAACUUUUAUGCAGGCGCUCGGCCUGGUGUUACUGUUCGCGUCCAGAAUCGGGUGCGCGUUUUGGAUAAGCCACCGAUCUAUGUGCUUGACACGCCCGGCAUUUUUUCUCCAGCAACUAGAAAUAUUGACGAAGUAAUGAAGCUUUCACUAUGUAAUCUUAUACUUGAAAGCGCUACUGAACCUCGAUAUGUUGCCGACUAUCUUCUUUAUUGGUUGAAUCGAACUGGCGAUUACUCGUAUGUCAAGUAUCUUAAUAUUCCUGGUGAACCAACUGAUGAUAUCAACAAACUGCUAAUCAGAAUAUGUUAUGCUAAGGAUUGGCGAACACGUUGCUUAGUUGGGACAACCUACGAAGAACGCUGGGAUUUCGAUCGUGCGGUAGCGACGUUUAUAAAUUUGUUUCGCAAUGCAGUCAUUAAAGAUUGCUGUUUGGACAAAGACAUACUUCGGCCUUAUUUAUAA